This is a messenger RNA of Leptopilina heterotoma, 3837 nucleotides long. RefSeq lists its product as uncharacterized. Gene Ontology annotation, biological process: G protein-coupled receptor signaling pathway. The coding region runs from base 1012 to 3273 and encodes 753 amino acids. The transcript has 5 exons. Gene Ontology annotation, cellular component: membrane. The record is from RefSeq and is a predicted model, not a curated record. Gene Ontology annotation, molecular function: G protein-coupled receptor activity. NCBI's taxonomy places the organism in Eukaryota, Metazoa, Arthropoda, Insecta, Hymenoptera, Figitidae.
ACCCCCCAGUGAAUUCACUCGCGGGAUUGAGUCAGUUGGUCUGAGUCAGUCAGCCUGGUCAGCUCUGGUUUUAAACGGAGAGAGACACGCGCUGUGCUCGCGCACAAUGUGUACAAUGAGCAUUUCGGAGCUGCAGUUUACACGCCGACUAUAGGCAGCCUUAAGAAAGCCCUUUUUUCACUCCCUUUUUUAGCCAUCACUUGCAUUAUUAUAAUAAUAUAUGUAAUCAGAAAAAAUUUCUAUUCACAUUUUCACUUCGUUAUUUGAAAAAGGAAAGCACUUUCGCGACGCGACGCUGUUUUAAAAUACACAUGCAGUUGUUGUUGUUAUAGAAAAUUUCGUGUUUUCAGUUUUCUCUCACAUGUGUCUUGUGAUCUCACUUUUAUUAUACUUUUCAAUCAAAUUUUAUUUUUGACGAAAAUAAUAAAAAAAACAAUGUUUUGAAUUAUAAAUUCAAUAUCCGGCCUGUCACAAAUUGGAUUUUCGGACCGGAAGACUGUCAUUUCUACAGGCCGUUGUCCCGAGGUCCUAACGUGAUUAUAUACAAACCGGUAUCUCACAUCAAAGAGACACACAAUAACUAACAAAAAGGAAAAAGUUUGAAGAAAGAGGAAAUAAUGUUGGAAAAAAAUUGUGUAUUUUUCCUUGAACUUCAACGCAUGAAGCACUAACAAUAUUUGAUUGGGUUCAAACAAUUUCCGGAAGGAAAAAAAAAGAAGAAGACGAAGAAGAGCAGAAAUCCAAUUUUCACGUGCUCGACGUUACACCGACGAGUGAUUGGUCCACUUGAGAAAAAAUCUAACUCAGGAGAGGAGAUUAUUCAAAACAAUAACCAAAACAACCACAGCACAAUUAACACACUUCUACUGCCCAAAGUAAAAACUAGAGGCGUGCAAGAAAAAACUGCUGGCAGCCAAUAUUGAUCCAUUAUUGCUAAAUAAUGGUGACCAUUGGCAAUUUCCCAAUGGGUUUCAGACCUGCAAACCGUAAAAAUUGUGGAAUUAUUUAUGAAUGGAUGGAGGUUCGACGGAGAAGUUGGGUGGAAUCGGCCGGAAUCUGGAAAAUUUGGAAGGAUGGAGGACCAACUCCAGAAUUGCAAUCUGGAGCUUUGUCCUCUUCGGUUCCCUCAUAUUAAAUGCCACUCUCCUUCUCGCAUUCGUCAAACGUCCUGGACUUCGCACGAUUUCCAACAGAUUCGUGAUGAACCUCACGGCAUCGAAUUUACUGACCUGCGUCCUAUUGGCUGUCCUUGUCAUUCUCAACGACACAACGACAGCGUAUACACAAAGUCUUUGCGUAAUAUCCGAAGGUGGAUCAGCCCUGGUGACAACAUCCUCGAUUCUCACUGUUCUAUUCAUCGCUUUAGAUCAAUAUUUCGCUGUUGUCGAUCCAUUACGCUAUCGAAGUCGUGUAGACAAAAUAAAAUGCGGCCUCUUAAUUGCUACCGUGUGGAUUAUUGCCGCAAUCUUCGCAUCUCUCGCCGCAUUCAAUCCAAAUCCACGUAGCAUUUGGCAGAGUUGCGAAAAACAAUCAAAUUUUACUGUACAAACAUUCUUUGAUAAUUUCACCAGUUAUCUCGAUAUUACCGACGAUGAUAACGACAAUGACGAUGAUUAUAAUUUUGGUAAAUCACUUGAGGAACUGGAGAAUACCACAGCACAAUUGAGAGCUGCCUUUAUGGAGAGCCCUCGUGAUUAUGACCCAACAAUUUUGGAAUUUGAAUCAACAUUCAGAAAAAUCGAGUCAAAUUUCACUUACGGUGUUGUUUAUUCGAUUGGUUUUGGAAUAUUCAUCUACCUAAUACCAUUUCUCACAGUUUGCUGGAUUUACAUAAGUAUUUAUUCGGCAGCGAGAAAAAAUUCAGAGCGCACCAGACGAACUGGUUCGAGACCAAUUUUAUCGUCUGGAAGUUUUUGCGAAGAUUACUGUCCCAUUAAACAAGAGAAUAGUGCAAUUGUUGUUGAGGAAAUACGUAGUAAACUACCGAAAAUCUCGAGUCUCUCAUCAAUCGAUGAGAAUAUCGAACCUAGUCAAAUGACACGUAGCAAAAGUUCGGAACUAAUAUCAUCAUCAACAAUUCAGAUUGAAGAUGAGAAGCAAAUUGUUGCAGCAGUGAUAUUCACCGUUGGCUCACAGGAAGUGGCAACGCAACGGAAUAAUGAAAGCGAUAAUACCAAAGAUACAUCCAAAGUUGCUCCUCCUAUUGCCAGUCUUAAGGCCAAAUUCCUCGAGGAUAAAACAAAUCUAAUUGACGAACAAUUAAAGAGUAAAUUUCCCGAACUCAAUGAACAGAGGAGAAAAUCAUCCCAUGAUCUCAUGUACGAGGAGAUGAUACUUAAGAGAAAAUUGAGUUGCAUUAGUGAUUCUUGUGAGGAGAGUAGUGAGGACGAUGAGGAGAUGCUCUCAUUUAUCACCAAUAAAGAACUUAAGGUCCUGAAUUCCAUUCACAAUACGACAAAGGAGAAACUUGACAUUGAAUCACAAAAUAAUAUUUUAUCAUCAAAUGGAGAGAUUUUAAUUGAGAACCGAAGAUAUUUGAAUGUAUCGAGUAUUCCAUUGAAUGGUAAAUGUAAUUCAAAAAUAUCACUCGCCUCAGCAAAUACUGAAUCAUCAUCGACAAAUUUAUUAUCAGCACCACAGAAUACACCAAUUGUCACCAUAACACCACCGUAUAAAGUUCCUCUUCAUCGAAUAUCAAGUAUUCGCAGUACCUCAAGUUAUAUUAAUUCAUUGAAAUAUAAAAUUAGUAAUGGUUCAAUAUUUAAAUAUCGUGAGGAGACACGAGCCGCUAGAAUAAGUGCAAUUGUGAUAGUUAUGGGAUUAAUAUGUUGGACACCGUAUGUUGUUGUAUUAAUAAUUGGCAAUUUAAUCGAUAGAAAUUGUUUAGAUUUGAAAAAUUUCAAUACAAUUGUACUGAGUUUUCUUGUACUCGCAACAUUCGUUAGUCCAUUAUUAUUUGGCUAUCGUUCAAAACGAGUGAAACGUGAAUUGAGAAAAUUCUUUUGUUUCCGAAAGGAAUUAUCGUAUAAAAAUAAUCGAAGUUUAAUGGCCAAGAAGGUACUUAAGAGAAGACAUAGCGGAAAUCUUAGUCAGUUUGAAAUGGAGUCAAAGUAUAAUAUUUUGAAUUGCGUUUAUGGAAAGACAAAGUGGCCAAAGGAUAAGGUACAAUUUGUGCAGGUACCGGAAACUGCACUUUCGGUUGAGACGUGUAGAAGUAGCUUUUCCAGUGGUGCAAGCACACAAAUUUCGAGUACUUCGACCGAUGAAUGUUGAUUGUACUCUUAAUUUUUUCUCUCUCGAAUUUUUUAUUUUAUUUUGAAAAAUUAUUUGCUAAAGUAUUUUCAUCCUCUUGGAAAAUUAUCAGGUUUGACUUUAUAUAAAGUCUACUCCCCCAUAGUUUACUCAACUUCAAAAUUUUCUCACUUAAAAGAAGUGGGAAAAUACAUGAAUAUUUCCCUGAAAGUUUAUUCGAAUUUUGAUGUUGGUCGUGGUCGUUAAAGCAUUUUUGAAUUAGAAUUACAUCGUGUGUUCGAGUCUUCCUAAAGUUGAAAUUUUUCUCGUCGCAUUUUUAAUUCAAAAUUAAAUAUCUACUUAACGGAAUUUUUUCUGUAGUGAAUUUAAAUUCAUCUAAAUUUAAACUUAACGGACUUUUUCCGAAACGGAAUUAAAAAAUUUCUUUCAAUUGAAUUAAAAGAAUGUUGAAUUUGUCAUUUUUCGCAGUCGUUAAGGCAUUUUCGCAUAAAAACCAUUUUUGCAUAAAAACGUGGUGUGUUCGAGUGUCCAAGUCUUCCUAAAGUUGAAAUUUUUCUUUUCCGCAUUUUUUAUAAACUUUUAAUC